Molecule: messenger RNA, 800 nt
Organism: Bradysia coprophila
Lineage: Eukaryota; Metazoa; Arthropoda; Insecta; Diptera; Sciaridae
Product: very long chain fatty acid elongase 4-like
Biological process (GO): fatty acid elongation, monounsaturated fatty acid; sphingolipid biosynthetic process; fatty acid elongation, saturated fatty acid
Cellular component (GO): endoplasmic reticulum membrane
Molecular function (GO): fatty acid elongase activity
Source: RefSeq, a predicted model, not a curated record
UAGAUUUUAUUCUUGUUUUAAGUAUUCGUAGUUGUAACACCAUGGAGGAGACCUUUAGGAAAUAUGAAUUGAUAAGCAAGAAAUUUGUGGACGAGAGAUUUUUGCUCAGGACACCAUAUCCAAUCGCAGGCAUCACUCUUUUGUAUUUGUUCAUGGUUUUCAUCUUCAUACCGAAUUACAUGAGGGACAAAAAACCGUUUGUGUUAAAAAAUGUAGUUCUUGUUUACAAUGUCUUGCAAAUAGUUUUGAACUUUUACGUUGUGUAUUCGGGUAUUCCAGAAAUGUUUGCGCACAACGUUCAAUUUUCUUGCCCAAUACCAAACGAAAAGCUGCUUUACACUGUGUAUUGGUACCUAUUGCUGAAAAUUAUCGAUCUGAUUGAAACUGGAUUUUUCGCGCUAAAGAAGAAGAACAAUCAAAUCUCUUUCCUGCAUGUAUACCAUCACGUAAUGAUCCUGUCCCUGUCUUACUUUGCAUCCGUUAAUUUAAAGGCCUCCGGCCAAGCUAUCUAUUAUAUAAAUGUUAACAGCUGCGUUCAUUUCGUGAUGUACAUGUACUACUUCCUGAGUGCAUACAAUCCAAACAGCAAAUAUAUCAGGUUGAAGAAAUUCGUAACACAAGUACAGUUGAUUCAAUUUGUAAUAAUGCUGUUACAAGCUCUAUUGCCGUUAUACAUUAAACACUGCUACAUGAACAUACCGUUAGUCUUGUUGGGAUAUUCACAGUCUCUCAUAAUGAUAUUUUUGUUUGGUAAAUUUUAUAUAGACAAUUACCUAUUGGAGAAAAUAAAAAGAUAAAAA